AUGGAGCAGCAGGCGAACAGGGCGCAUCGCCCCGCAAAGGAGAAGAAGAAAUUUGAAGGUGCCAAUCCGAAAGCUUUCGUCACUUCCAGACCUGGAAAGCUCAACAAGCAGGCUGCGCGAGCACAUGAUGUUAAAGAAAAGAGACUCCAUGUCCCCCUCGUGGAUCGUAUGCCCGAGGAGGCCCCGCCGGUUGUUGUCGCAAUCGUCGGACCUCCAGGAGUUGGCAAGACAACGCUGCUCAAGUCUCUGAUCCGCCGCUACACCAAGCAAACCCUCAGCUCGCCGCAGGGCCCGUUAACCGUUGUCACGACCAAGCGCAAGCGUCUCACUUUCAUCGAAUGCCCGUCCGAUUCUCUCGCAGCCGCGAUCGAUGUCUCCAAGAUUGCAGAUAUUGUGCUUCUCAUGAUCGACGGAAAUUUUGGAUUCGAGAUGGAGACCAUGGAGUUCUUGAACGCCUUGUCGACAGCUGGUAUGCCGGGUAACGUCUUCGGUAUUCUUACACAUCUUGAUCAAUUCAAGAAACAAAGCACUUUGAAGGAUGCCAAAAAACGCCUGAAGCACCGUUUCUGGAGUGAGCUAUACGCGGGCGCAAAGCUCUUCUACUUGUCCGGUGUUAUCAAUGGCCGUUACCCCGAUCGUGAAGUGCAUAACAUGUCACGUUUCUUGUCGGUCAUGAAAAACCCUCGCCCGCUCGUGUGGCGUAACUCGCACCCGUAUGCUCUCGCCGAUCGUUUCUUGGACAUCACGCCGCCUACUAAGAUUGAAGAGAACCCGAAGUGCGAUCGCACAGUUGCACUUUAUGGUUAUCUCCGUGGUACUAAUUUCCCUGCUCACGGUGCCAGAGUCCAUGUUCCUGGUGUCGGUGACUUGACUGUUGCCAACAUCGAGGGCUUGCCCGAUCCAUGCCCAACUCCCUACAUGGACCAGCAGAUCGCCAAGGCGACAGGCAAAUCGAACAGGCGCAAGCUUGGCGAGCACCAAAAACUACUUUUCGCACCGAUGUCUGAUGUCGGCGGUGUUCUGGUUGACAAGGAUGCGGUUUACAUUGACGUCAAGACAAAUACCUUUGACCGGGACUCAGAUGAGGAUACAGACGAUGAAGAACGCCGCGGUCUUGGCGAGCAUCUUGUUGUUGGCCUUCAGGGCGAGCGCAAACUGCUUGGCGAGGCCGACCAAGGUGUUCGUCUGUUCCGCGGUGGCGAGGCCAUCGCUCAAGCAGAGGAUGACGAGACAGGCCGAAAGGAUCGACGUCGCGCACGUGUCGCCGAAACUGAGCAAGGCGAUGAAGACAUUCCUGAAGGGUUCGACAGCGACGAGGAAGUCGACGAAGAUAUCGACGAGGAUGAUGUGACGGACGAUGAAGGCGAGCUCGACCUGUCCGCACCUGCAGACUUUGGUGCUCGAUUCAAGGCUAAACAGAACGGAGCAAAUGUCGAAGAGGAAGAAGAUAUGGCUUUCGCAGACAGUGAUUCUGAUUUGGGCUCCGUCUCCUCUGUCUCGGACCAGGAGGUCGAGAGCGGCGAAGACGACGAUGAGGAAGAGGAUGAGGAUGACGAGGAAGACGAGGAGGGUAAUGUUCGAUGGAAGGAGAACAUGCUCGCCAAUGCCAAGUCUCUUCACGGAAAGCGCCCUCCUUUCCGAGUCGCCGAUCUAUCACGAAUGAUGUACGACGAGUCGAUCACACCUGUCGACGUUGUGAAGAUGUGGCGGGGCGAAGAGGACGACGAGGAAGAAGAUGAAGAUAAAAUCGCCGACGAUGAAGGCGAAGACUUUUUCAAAAAGACGCACAACGAGAAGGCCGACCAAGCCGACUUCCGCGCCGUUCCAGAGUAUGACUACGAUGAACUUGAGCGGAAGUGGCGGGACGAGGACCAGCUCGAAAUGAUCAAACUCCGCUUCAUCACUGGUAAGCUGUCUGGAGGUGAUGAUGAGGGCGAUGAUGAUAUGGACGAGGAUGAUGAGGAUGAGGAUGAGGGUGACGGUGAUUACGAAGACUUGGAAUCUGGCGAGGUCUUCAAUGGCAUCAAAGAGGAUGGGGAUGACGAUGAGGAAGAGGAAGCCGACGAUGAGCCCGCAAAAGCUGCCGAUCUGGAAGCUGAGCGUGAGCGCAAUGCCAAGAAGAAGGAAGAGCUGAAGUUACGUUUCGAAGAGGAGGACCGUGAAGGCUUUGGAAAGGCCCAAGACGGGACGCGCGAUGGUAUCGAGGGCGAGUUUGGCGAAGAUGACUGGUAUGACCUGCAGAAGGCCAAGCUGCAAAAGCAGGCCGACAUCAACCGCGCCGAGUUCGAGUCGCUCGAUCCUGCCUCCCGCGCCCGCGCGGAAGGUUACAAGGCCGGUACCUACGCACGCAUCGUCCUCGAGAACGUCCCGUACGAGUUUGUCUCGAAGUUCAACCCUCGCUUCCCUGUCAUCGUUGGUGGCCUCUCACCUACUGAAGACCGCUUCGGAUACGUGCAAAUCCGGAUCAAGAAACAUCGCUGGCACAAGAAGAUUCUCAAGACUAACGACCCGUUGAUCUUCUCCCUUGGUUGGCGCCGUUUCCAGACUAUUCCUAUCUACAGUACCUCCGACAGUCGAACCCGAAACCGUAUGCUCAAGUAUACACCCGAGCACAUGCACUGCUUCGCCACCAUCUGGGGUCCUCUUGUCGCUCCCAAUACCGGUUUCUGCUGUGUGAACUCGUUCUCCAACAAGAAUCCCGGCUUCCGCAUUGCCGCCACUGGUGUGGUUCAGAGUGUGGAUGAGCACACCGAAAUUGUCAAGAAGCUCAAGCUUACUGGUCACCCUUACAAGAUCUUCAAGAACACCGCCUUCAUCAAGGACAUGUUCAACUCGGCCCUGGAAAUUGCCAAGUUCGAAGGUGCAUCCAUCAAAACCGUCUCAGGUAUUCGUGGUCAGAUCAAGCGUGCAUUGUCCAAACCCGAUGGCUGUUUCCGUGCCACAUUCGAGGAUAAGAUUCUCAUGUCUGAUAUUGUCUUCUUGCGCGCCUGGUACCCCAUCAAGCCGCACCGCUACUACAACCCCGUGACCAACUUGCUGGACCUGACCGAGGAUGGAAAGGGUGAUGCCGGAUGGCAGGGUAUGCGCUUGACUGGUGAAGUCCGUCACGCUCAGGGUCUCACCGCACCUAAGCUCAAGGACUCCGCCUACAAGCCCAUUGAACGGCAGGAACGUCACUUCAACCCGCUCCGUGUGCCCAGACAGCUGGCUGCCGAGCUGCCCUUCAAGUCACAAAUCACCAAGAUGAAGCCGCAUAAGGAGAAGACCUACAUGCAGAAGCGUGCCGUUGUCCUCGGAGGCGAGGAGAAGAAGGCCCGCGAUCUCAUGCAGAAACUCACCACCAUGCGCAACGAGAAGCAGGCUAAGCGGGCUGCCAAGCAGGAGGAGCGCCGCAAGGUCUACCGUGCCAAGGUGGCUGACAGUCUGGAGAAGAAGGCUGAGCGCGAGAAGAGAGAGCGCAACGAUUACUGGCGCAAGGAGGGCAAAAAGCGCAAGAACCCUGAUGAAGACUCUGGUGGCCGUGGACGCGGCAAGAAGCGCAAGUGA
Messenger RNA from Penicillium bovifimosum, 3546 nucleotides. RefSeq names its product GTPase BMS1. Gene Ontology annotation, biological process: maturation of SSU-rRNA from tricistronic rRNA transcript (SSU-rRNA, 5.8S rRNA, LSU-rRNA); ribosome biogenesis; endonucleolytic cleavage of tricistronic rRNA transcript (SSU-rRNA, 5.8S rRNA, LSU-rRNA). Bases 1 to 3546 code for a protein of 1181 amino acids. NCBI's taxonomy places the organism in Eukaryota, Fungi, Ascomycota, Eurotiomycetes, Eurotiales, Aspergillaceae. Gene Ontology annotation, cellular component: 90S preribosome; nucleus. Gene Ontology annotation, molecular function: U3 snoRNA binding; GTPase activity; GTP binding. The transcript has 3 exons. The record is from RefSeq and is a predicted model, not a curated record.